Stomoxys calcitrans (stable fly) is the source of this 1263-nucleotide messenger RNA. RefSeq lists its product as uncharacterized. NCBI's taxonomy places the organism in Eukaryota, Metazoa, Arthropoda, Insecta, Diptera, Muscidae. The record is from RefSeq and is a predicted model, not a curated record. The transcript has 2 exons. Bases 170 to 1027 code for a protein of 285 amino acids.
UCAAAAUCGAAUAGAAAGUUAUAAAAUAAAAAAUAGUGAGAUCAAUAACUUGAUACCCGAAAACUUUUUCAAAUCAAUUCAAGAAAAAGUAAUCAAUAUAAUUCAAAAGGCGUUGCAAAAGCAUGAAUCUAUUAAAUAUAAUUGUACACUACAUUGUAAUUAUAUUUUGAUGAAAGAGAAAGCGGAAGAUGAAAUUAGUUUAUUUACACAUCACACAAAAAUGUUGGUACUAUCUCCCUCAAGUACACUGGAAGAAAUUUUAAAUCAUUAUAUUGAAAAUUGUAAUGAAAUAAUUAAAAAAAUGAGUGAAUUCCAAGAACGAGAUAGUGGAUGGACUUUAAUCGAAAUAAAACAUCUAGAGAUCAACAUCAACAAAUAUACAUGUUUGAGAGGAUCUCAAUACAUAAAUCUUCCUCCCAAAAUAAGGAAUAAAAAGGCUUGCAUCAAUGUGCAAAACAAUGAUGUCUAUUGUUUUAAAUGGGCAAUAAUAUCAGCAUUAAAUCCACUUCCAAAGGAAAAGAAACCACAUAAAUGUAGCAACUACAAAGUAACGGACAUUAAGGCACACAUUAUAACAUUGGAAAAUAAUAUAAUAUUAAAUUUUGAAAACAUGGAAUUUCCCCUUACCAUAAAUAAAAUCAGAGUCUUUGAGUUGCAGAAUCCUGAUAUAAGUAUAAAUGUGUUCGGUUUAGAGGAUGCUAAGAUUAUAGGUCCUUACUAUUUUACAGAAGCUGAGAAAUCAACUCACAUCAAUCUUCUCCUAAUAGAAGAGGAUGAUAAAUUUCAUUACAUCUGGAUAAAAAAUAUAUCAAGAUUGUUGCGAAGUUCUAUAACAAAGAAUAAAAAUAGGAUUCAUUUUUGUAACACCUGCUUAACUCAUGUUUCUUCAAGUAGUAGACUAGAGAAACACAAACGUGAGUGUAAAAAGAUGGUGACAACAAUGCCAUCAGAUAAAGAUAAAAUACUUAAAUUUAAGAAUUUUAAACAUAAAUUAGAUAGGUUUACGUUCAAAAAUGUAUUCAAUUAAGAUUGAUAAAGUAGAUGAAGAAAUAAAGAAAAUAAAAGGUGUAAAACAUUGUGUUACAGCAAAACUUUCAACCAACGAUUUUAAAAAAUGUCUUUUUGAACAAAUUAAUUAUUAUGAUUCUAUGUAUGUUUUUAGAUCAAAAAUUCAUCAAUUGUACACACAACAUAUACAUAAAUUAGUUUUAAAUUAUUUAGAUGAUAAGAGAUUUAUAAGAGAAAAUGGUGUUGACACCUAUG